ACACGACAUCGGAAGUAGGGUUUCCGCAUUGUCUCCUAGCAACGUGACAGCCCUUCCUGCCUGCUGUUGCUUCGCAGACAUGGUCCUCCUGCUGCAGCUGCUGGUCCCUUGCUUCGUCCUGGUCGGAGCCGGAGCCAUUUCCUUCUAUCUGCCCGCUGAUAAGAAAAAGUGCUUGAAGGAGGAGAUUCACAAAGAUGUGCUGGUGACCGGGGAGUAUGAUGUGGCCGAGCAGCCUGGGAUCGUCACACACCUCAAGGUUAUAGAUUCCAUAGGUCAUAUUCUGUAUUCUAGAGAAGAUGCCAAGAAGGGAAAGUUUGCCUUUACCACAGAAGAUUAUGAAGUAUAUGAAGUUUGCUUUGAGAGCGUUAGUUCUUCUGGUUCUGUGAGGUCUCCAGAACAGCUAAUCGUGCUUGAUAUCAAACAUGGUGUGGAAGCUAAGAAUUAUGAGAAUUUGGCUAAGGCAGAGAAACUAAAGCCCCUGGAGGUAUCCUUAAGACGUUUGGAGGACCUAUCACAGUCUAUCAUUAAAGAUUUCUCAUACAUGAAAAAACGGGAAGAAGAAAUGAGUGACACGAAUGAAUCAACGAGCCAGCGUGUCCUCUACUUCAGUAUGUUUUCAAUGUUUUGCCUUGUCGCUCUUGCCACCUGGCAAGUCUUCUACCUCAGGAAGUUCUUCAAAUCUAAGAAGCUCAUAGAGUAAUGUGUGGUGUUGGAUGGAAAACUAAAGAUGUGUCCAGUAACUAAGUAAUCCAAGUGAAUGUGCAGUUUACAAUUUAAUUUGUGCAUUGUGGCACAUAUUUGACACUGUGUAAGGUCAUAAUCAUGAGGGAAAAAUGAUGGGUGUAGGUACAUAACUAGCUAUGAAAU
Messenger RNA from Nanorana parkeri, 867 nucleotides. RefSeq names its product transmembrane emp24 domain-containing protein 10-like. The transcript has 5 exons. Gene Ontology annotation, cellular component: endoplasmic reticulum; COPI-coated vesicle; Golgi apparatus. Bases 80 to 700 code for a protein of 206 amino acids. Gene Ontology annotation, biological process: intracellular protein transport; endoplasmic reticulum to Golgi vesicle-mediated transport; Golgi organization. The record is from RefSeq and is a predicted model, not a curated record. Lineage: Eukaryota; Metazoa; Chordata; Amphibia; Anura; Dicroglossidae.